Molecule: messenger RNA, 2031 nt
Organism: Chaetomium strumarium
Lineage: Eukaryota; Fungi; Ascomycota; Sordariomycetes; Sordariales; Chaetomiaceae
Product: glycoside hydrolase superfamily
Exons: 2
Coding region: 174-1685 (503 amino acids)
Biological process (GO): carbohydrate metabolic process
Molecular function (GO): beta-glucosidase activity
Source: RefSeq, a predicted model, not a curated record
GGUACAUACGAGUACAGUGCAAGAUAAAUGUUUCAUAAGAAGACGGGAACUUGCAAGCCAUAAACACAGAUGCCGCCCAAUGUCAGACUCCCUAGUAUCACCAGUUCUUUGACCAUCCUUAGUUUGUCUACCCGUCGACCCCCUCCUGAUCUUCUCGCCCUCCUCUGCCCACCAUGUCCCAGGAAGCAUCCAUGUUCUCGGCCUCCGACGUUAUAGUCAGCUACAGUCCGUUAACCGGCCACGACCUGCCCGUGCAGGAGCUCCCACUCCCCGCCGACUUUGCCUGGGGUACGGCCACGGCAGCAUACCAGAUCGAGGGGGCCGCCUCGCAGGACGGCAAGGGAAAGUCGAUCUGGGACACAUAUUCGCACCUUGAGCCGUCCCGCACCAAUGGCGAGAACGCCGACAUCAGCUGCGACCACUACAACCACAUGCCCGAGGACGUGGAACUGAUGGCGUCCCUCGGCGUCGACGUCUACCGCUUCUCCAUCUCCUGGUCGCGCAUCAUCCCGCUCGGCGGACGUAACGACCCGAUCAACGAAAAGGGGAUCGCAUUCUACAACGACCUGAUCGACCGGCUCCUGGCCCGCAGCAUCGAGCCUGUCGUUACGCUCUACCACUGGGAUGCGCCGCAGGCCAUCUACGACCGGUACGGGGCCUUCCUCGACACGGCCGAGUUCCGCGCCGACUUCGAGCGCUACGCACGGCUCUGCUUCUCCCGCUUCGGCGACCGCGUCAAGAAGUGGGUGACCUUCAACGAGCCUUACAUCAUCUCCAUCUUUGCCCACCUCAACGGCACGCUGGCCCCGGGACACUGCCGCGAAGCCGGCACCGACACCAAGACAGAACCGUGGCGCGUCGGCCACACCAUCAUCCUGUCGCACGCCGCUGUCGUCCAGAUGUACGUCGACGAAUUUCAGCCCUCACAAACGGGGGAGAUUUCCAUCGUGCUGAACGGCCACUUUUACGAGCCCUACGACGCCGCCAGCGCCGUCGACGUAGACGCCGCCGAGCGCCGCAUGGUGUUCUACAUCGGCUGGUUUGCCGACCCGGUGUUCCUCGGAACCGACUACCCGGCCGAGAUGCGGGCCUAUCUGGGCGCGCGGCUGCCCGAGUUCAUGCCUGACGAGCGGGCGCUCCUGCGCCGCACCGCCCCGUUCAACGCCUUCUAUGGCAUGAACCACUACUCCACCAAGUACGCGCGGGCGUUGGCCGACCCGCCGGCCGAAGACGACUGGACCGGGAAUGUCGAGGAGACGUCUGUCAACAGCGAAGGGAAGGAGAUCGGCCCCGCCUCGGCUAUGGGUUGGCUGCGUGUGGCGCCGUCCGGGUUCCGCAAGCUGCUUAACUGGGUCUGGAACCGGUAUCAUGUUCCCGUCAUCAUCACGGAAAAUGGCUGUCCGUGUGUUGGGGAAGAUGACGUGGCAACGGCGGUCGACGACAAGUUCAGACAGCGAUAUCUAGGCCUAUAUCUGGAUGCCAUAUCCCGGGCCAUCUACGAGGAUGGCGUCGUGGUCAGAGGAUACUAUGUGUGGAGUCUGAUGGACAACUACGAAUGGUCAGCAGGUUACGGGCCCCGGUACGGAAUUGUGCAUGUGGACUUCAAGACGCUGAAGCGGACGCCCAAGAACUCGGCAUACUAUCUGCGGGACACGUUCAAGAGUCGGAGGAGAGCAGCUUCUUAGACUAAUAUUGGUCGCAUGGCAGGUCGACGUCUCUAAGCUCUAGGUACCUUAGACUGUUGGGAUACGACACAUAGAUGUACAAGACAAUUAGAUACCAGCCCAAUAUUCUCAAUCUUGCUAGCCUUUGUCAUCCUCGCUUGCCGUUCCCGUCCCCCCUGCUCCCGUGCUGGGGUGCACGCUAUGCCCUACCGUAACCCGUCGCUUCCUGCUUGCACCUGGUCUCGUCAUGACGUUAUCCCGAACUUCGGGCCAUGGCUGUUACUAAAGCGAAGCCAUAGCAUCCAAGAAGAACCAUGACGAUGGCAAACAUAUGGCCUUCGGGGUGCUUUGACCCGCGAUGAGCACU